CACCUCUAUGGGACGCUCGACGUGGUAUGGCUUGGAAUCAUCGGUCGAGGAUCGUUUGUCGUCCCGACCGUAAAUCUUUAAAAUAUAACGCCGCAAAUCGAUGUGUAACUGUGUAUAUGCGCGUGUGUAUGCUUUGUGCGAUUACGUGCAGUUUUCCGAGGGGAUGUCGCGUUUGUCUCGCGCAAUUUCCUUGCCUUCGUCGUUGAUUGAACGAAUUACGCUAAAUCAAGAAGAAUCAUUCGUCUGCAAUGCCUUAAUUAGGUUUAUUUCUUUCGAUUGUACUUAGGUGUUUUUGACUUUGCCUAGAGUUAAAACGUAAAUAAGUAAGAUCGAAGUGGCAAAAUACAUUUUUUUUUGUAAUUGUUAAAGGAUUGCGCGUCUCGAUCCGUAAAUCCUCAAUUACAAAAUUUAUAGCUAAACAGCUCUGUCACAAACAAUGAAAUUAUUUGUGAUUAAACAUAUAAAUAUGUAUUUUAUUGCGUUAAGAAAAUAUCUUGUAGUUAGAUAUUCUAAGAACUUAUCAACACUUAGGGUGUAAAUGAGUGAGGACAAGCAAGUUUAUUUAUUUAUUAUAAACAAAAAUAAUCAAUUCAUGAAUUUUCAAUUGUGAUCACAGGGCUUGUGACUAAAUAAUACUGCAAUGUUGCCAGUAAUGAAAUUAUUUACUUGAUAUGAAGAUACAUUCUAUAUUAUUUAACAUCUGUUUUGAAAUGUUCACGGAAACGACUAGAAUAUAAAUAACCAAUGGCAGAUUGAAUGUGUUCCAUUUCACUCAUAAUGAGCACAAUGCAUUCAUUUUUCCUUAUUGUUCACUGAAUAUUAAACAAGGAUAAAUAAUACAUUAUAUGCAUCAUGUGGGAAACAAAUAUUCUCAAUGACAAAGUUUUAAGCUAAUGGAAACCAAAAUGAAAAUAACCAAGGAUAGAAUGACAAAGUAUAUUUAUUGUAAACUUUGUUAAAUAAUCAAUAUGUGCUAUUACAGUCCACUAUAAUUACACACAUUCUUGAGGAAUAUGGAUGACAAUAUGAUAGUUUUAUGGAAUGUUAUCUGUAUAAUUCAAGAAUGAAAAUAUGAAGAGUAGUGGCCAUAAAGAGGAAUCCGUUGAUAAAAAAAGAUAUGUGUUUUUCUCGGAUCCUGAUGUUAUCGCCAAACGCGCCGAGAUUUCUGCUGUCGCAGCACAGAUUACCCGAGAACUCGAGGCGCAACAGAAGACUUCUGACGAGCAAUCAGUUGAUUUGCAAAUGCCCGCAAUUGACAUAAAAAGCUUAGAAAAUUUGCUAUCUUAUUAUCCUGUGCAGCCACAUCCUUUUACAUUUAUUAGCGCAGUGAAACAAAAACUCGCCUUAGAAGAUAUUACUGAUUUAUGCACAAAAGUACAUCACUCAGGUUUUCAAGCAAAAAGUAGUUUGACUUCUUCGGUACUAAAAGCAACUAGUACACAGAAUUUGAAUACACAAAAUCAAAUUGUACAAAAAAUGGAUUUCAUCAAACCAUUGAAAGUACCAGAUCUAAAAAUUUCCCCCAAAACGCUAGAUUUCACUGGCAGAGAAAAUUCUAUUUCAAAGGAACUGCCUUUAACCAAAUCUGAAAUAGCUGCAAAGGAAUUUGCACAUGACAAAUCUGAUAAGAACUUAAGAACUGGUGAAAGAGUACAGAGAAAAUUGGACUUUUCCUCAGAUGGCUCAUCAUUUAUUAAUUGUGAAAGCAUAGAGCCGUUGAAAGCACCAAAUGUUUCCAUAGCAUCUAAUUUGAGUAAGAAGAAGGAACAUGUUAGAGACAGCUCCAGAGAAAAAGAAAACAGAUCAAAGAGAAUGAAGAAGGAUGAUUCUUCGAAGAGAGAUGAACUCAUACAGGACCAAGUGAAACGCAGUCGAAGUCCAAGACACAUCUCCAGAAAAGAUGCUAGCGAUACAAGUAACAUAAAGUUAUCAAAAAAUGAUAGACUAUUCCAUGCUACAAAAAGUAAUGACUUUUUGUUGAUAAAACCAAAAGAUAAAAAUUUCGUAGCACCUAUUGCUAAGAAAGAUGAUAAAAGACAAAGAUUCUUUAAUGCACAGUCUGUAGAUUUAACUAAAGAUUCUCUGGAAUCUAAAACUCAAAUAUCUAGCAAUGAACCGUAUACACCAGUUUUUCCAUCUUGGAAAAUAUUAGAUAAAGUCACAUUGAGAGAUAAUAAUAUAGGCGUUUUAUUCAAUACUGAAAAUAAAUCUAAAGAUGUAAGCCAUUAUUUUUUAAAGCAAAAGUCUGAAAUAGAGGAUUUAAAACAUAAAUCUGAUAUAGAUAAUAGACAGUUGAAGCAAGACAAAUUAAGUACUAGCUAUAAAGAGCAAACGAAGAGAGUGUCUGAUAAAAACAAAAUUUUGUUAAGUAACAAAAGCGAAAAUAAACACAAUGUUAAUUUAGAAUCCUCGGAAGAUGUUGAAUUUAUGUCUGAAACAAACAGUUCCAGGAGUCGUAUAAGCGUUUAUCCUACAAAUUCUACACAGCUAUCAAAAAGUAAAGGUCUCGAAACAGCUAUGGACGAUAAACAAAGCAUUAAUUCUGUCAGAUCAAUCAAAACCUCGGAGAAUUUCAAAUAUGCAGAACAUUCCAUAGCACAGUCUGCAAGCACAAGCAUUAAAAAAGACGAGGAGUCGUGUUUCCAAAGCGUUAUUACAACUCAAGAAACUACGACUAACGAUGAUUCAAACGGGAUAGAUGAUAGCACACUGCCAGAGGCAUUGUUUGAUCCUAGGAGAAUCUCUCUCAGAGAUGGCUAUUCUCAACCAGAAUUUCAUAAUUUAAUGACACCGGAAAAAAUGAAACUUAUGCUCAGAUCGAAACGAAGGAGAUACUUGAUGCAGAGCAGUGAUUCAGAAGUAGACGCAAGAUGCCCGAAGUACAAGCCAAUAGUGAAGUCUGAAAAAGAAGAAGAAGAAGUACAAUUGAUACACCCAACAGCUUUGCAUAUGCAAUUUCAGGCAGAAUUGCAUCUUUAUGAUUCUUACAAUGAGUCUCUUCGACAGGUAAUGGACGUUGAAAAGUGUUUGUAUAACACUAAAUGCGAAAUGCAGGAACAAAAGACUUCACAGAAAGUUAAUGAAAAUGAUGAAGAAAAGAUCAUGCAAAUUGUAGAAGACUGCGCAGCUGCUGCAAUCGAUAAUGAUGCCGUUGAGAAAACAACAUGGAAUCCAACUGAAUAUAUAAAAAAAGAUAUUGCCGAGCCUCGAAAAUCAAACGUUGAGGCCCAUUUCAGUAGAGAGCAUUAUAUCUCAAAUCGCAGCAAUGUUGAUGAAUUGAAUUAUGGAUUUAAUUAUGAAAAGUUUAAUAAAGCGGUGAUUAAAAAAGCGGAAGUACAAACACAGACGGUGAACGAUAUAGCAACUCAAACAUACAUGGCAGAUAUAUCCGCGGACGAACGAAAUGCACAAAAUAGAUUGUCAGAAACCGGUGAAUCGUUUUUGAGGGAAAACGAAAUUCCCCAGCUGUCUUUAGAUUCAGCUGAACAGUUCGAAGAUUUGGACCAAAUAGAAGAGAUAUCACUACCCAGCAGAAUAAGGACUAUGUCGGAGAUUAGUUUGCACGAAACUACCUCGUCUAUAAAAACGGAAACUGGGACUGAAAUUAGUAUUUCGACUCGAGGAGUAACAUGCACGUUUACUCAAUAUAUUGACUCAGAGAUAGCACGGCUCUUAAGAGACGAGAAUCAACGAAGCUCUCAAAUCGAAGAGUUGUUUAAAUUUAAAGAGAAAACAUUGUCUGACAAAACUAAAAAGUUGGUGGAGUUAGAAGAACAAAAACGUGCAUUAAAAGAUACUGGACAAGACAGUCGUUCCGUGAAAAAGAAACAAAGAGCGUUGCUUCUAAGGUUACAAGAAGAAAAGGCAGAAAUUCAAAGAUUAAAAGAUUUAUAUGAAAUUACAAGCCAAGAACGAAAGCGUAUGUUGAAAAAACAGAGAGACAUAUUUAAUCAGAAAAUGUCAACAAAGAAUAUCUUAACAAAAUUAAAGAGGACCGCAGAUAGCCAAUCACCGAGAAGAUUGUCAGGUCCUAUGAAGGGUUACGAUAUACGUAGUAAUAGCUCUAUGAGCUCCUUGAUUGAUUCGGAUAAAUCUCAACAUGAUCGGUCUCAGAUCGACACACGGUUACAAGCAUCUGAGAGUGACGCAUCUAAAUUUGACUUGUUGAAAUCUAACAUAUUUAUAAGUUUAGCCGAAGAAAGCAACACAUCUGUGGCGAGACUUGACCUAGCUGAGAGUAAGGAACAGGAGAAAAGUCCCACACAAUUACAAAAAAAAAGCGAUAUAUCGAAACUGAGAUCUCGAAAAUAUGAAGAAAAAAUGCCUAGAGCGGAUAUCUUACGACAGAAGCAAAAUCAGCUGGAUAUGGAAUCAAAACGGAUUCAAGGCCAUCCUAUGAAGAUAAACAUUAGGCUUUUGGAAAAUCAGGACCAAAUCAGACUAUCGCAGUCACCAAAACGAGAAGUGGAAGCGUCAGCACUCGAUUAUGUUAGUAUAAAAUCCGAAUCUGAUACGUUAGUGGAAGUGUUGUCUAAAAAGUCAAGAAUGUCGCAAGGAACAGAUUCUUCUAUACAAACCGCAAUGAUUGCAAAGGAGAAGGCAUUAACUUCUAAUGCUGUAACUACUAACAGUGAAUCUAUAGAAGAAGAUAUAAGCGCGAUAAUCCAAGAUACCAUUUCAAAGACAACGCAGUCCCAAAUCUCUGAGAUAUCACAGAGUAUAAGUAGGAAUUCUAAAAAGAGUGACAAAACUAUCAUGAACGAUAGAGAUAUAUCUAAAAAACUGCAACAUAAUGCCGACCUAAAAGCAAGCUCCAAGCGUAAAAAUGCCAAGCAUCAGAAAACGAAAUCAUCUUCUAGUAUAUCAACGGAAAAUACAUUGAGAUCCAAAUUAAAUUCCCAUAUAUCAGAGGAGCUUAUCAAACAUCACGAUAAACGAACGAAAGUGGAGAAUGAGAAAAAAUUGCUUCAAUUAGAUAACAAUAAGAAAAGUUCAGUCUUAGACGAGUUGGAUUUCAAUGAAAGUCAAACUUCGCUUCAGGCGCUUGUUACGCUUAACGAGCAUUUGGAAACUAUCAAGGAUAAAAACUCUAAAUUAUCAAGUGAAAUAAUAAGCAAGAGCAAGGAAAAUGAAUCCUUUCAAGCUUUGAACAGAAAAUUUGAGAAUACUGAAGGUCUUCCCAGGAACGAGCAGGAUACUCAAAAUGCAUCCAUAUCUCAGAUUAAUACUUUCGCCGUUUCCCAUCACAGUUCUGAAGAAAGCGAGAAAAAUCUCUCGAAAUCUAUAGUCGUUAGGUCGCAAGACAGAGAAUUUGAACAAAUUUUGAACGCACGGGAAACUGCACUUGCAUCGCGCAAGAACUGCGUCCAGGAGUGGAUGGCGUGGCAUGCGAGGUUAAGAGUAGAAGAGGACCGUGUUACUCGUAUGGAGCAGGCAGCACUUAAACUUAUUGCGGCAGCAUCUAAUGUUUUAUGUCAGCAAGGAGGGGAGAGACGUCUAUACUCUUUUAUAGAUACUACCAUAUCGUCCGAUACGAGCGAUGUCGAGGGAAGGAUAGGAAAUCUUACUGAAAAAUUAGCAGCUCGACGUCUCGAAAUGGCACGUCUAAAAAGAGAAGCAAAGAAGCAAGCGAAGAAACAACUACGUGUUCUAGAAGCAAAUCUGCGGAAUCAAAUUGAGAAAUAUGACACGACUAUCAACGAGAUGCGCAAAAAGUUGGAAUCAAAGAAAGCUAUUAAAGAAGCGGAUAAAUUAGUUAUAGAGCCAAAGUCACUGGCUGACUUCAAAGUACCUGAAAUACCGCUUAAGAGAAUACAGGACAUUUACAAGAGCAGUGAUUUACUGAGAUCUAGAUCAGAAUCUGAUCUCCUGUUAACGAGAAAUCAGAGAAGGCAAAACGAUUUAUCGAAAGUUGUAAUGCCUAUAGCGUACAGCGAUAACAAAUGUGAAAGAGAUAGUUCUCAGAAAUCUACAAAAUCUGCAGAUACUAAGAGUGCGAACGCUUUCGAAUUAAAAGGCUCUACGGAUCUCCAUGAUAACACUCGAUCUAUUUUUGGUGAUUAUACAUCGAUAGAAGCAUAUGAUAAAAUUCAGACAGCAUCAUCGACUUUAGCAUCAUCGACUUUAGCAUCAUCAACUUCAAGUGAUGCACGUUCUAUAAAAUAUGCUUUUUCUAUGCAUAAACAAAUCGGAGAAUUCACUGGAGAUAUUAAACAAACUAGCGUAUCACAUGAUGCAGGAGAUGCUAAAACGGAUCUCAGUUUGGUGCAAUCGGAAUUAGAGAUGCGAACGAUAUCAGAUAGAAUUGAAGACCGCAGCACUAUUAACAUUGAAUCGGUAGACAAUAAAUUGAUUACUAAUGUUGAUCAAUCACAACCGGAAAUCCGUAGAGUGUUAUCUAAAACUCCGGAAAUAACAAGUGUCGGUUCUAACUCUAUUCCGAUCAAAUCCGUAUAUUCUACGGAAAAUGUUGCGCGUAUUACUGAUUCCAGUAUACUUAAUUAUUCGAGGAAAUUGGAUUUUUUGCAAUCGAAUAAUAAGAACUUAAGCGAGGAUAUAAGUUCCAUUGAAAAAGAUAUUAAGGCACUUUCAGAAAUAAUGUCGCGUUUAAGUAAUGAAUCGAAUGAGAAGUCUAAAACAGAUAAUGACGAAAGGAAUACGUCACAAGAUAUAUCAGAAAUAAUAUCUAAAUCAGUUUUUAGCGACCAAAUAAUUGAUAUUGAAAACGAACAACAAGAAGCUAAGAACGAAAUUGAUACCGAUUCUUUUUCCAUGUUGAUAAAUCAUAAAAAAUCAAUAUCUUCUAAUGAUUUGAGCCAUAAUAAAUCGGACAAAAUAAAUAAUGAAAUAUCGGCAAUAAUCCCAGAAGAAGCUUCCACCAUCUCUAAUUCAUCUCAUGAAAUCGAUUAUGAAGCCAAAAGCAAACAGAUUAUGAAUGAAAUAGAGAAAUCUAUACUAUCACAACACAUUGAAAUUGCAAGUGGCAACGAACCAACUUCAGUAUUAGAAAGUAGAAACGAAGAAUUGUUGAACGAUUUGGCCUCCGAGCUCGGUAUCAAAUCGAUUUCUGAAAUUCUUUCCAAAGAGUCGGAAAGCAGAAAAAGUUUUGAUCUUACGAAGAAUACGACGACCCAAACUAUUGAUGAUGUGAACACAAAUAUAAGUAAGCAACAAGAUUUAAGUGAAACAGUACCUGAGGAAAAUCUUGUAAAAGCUCAAGCAGGAGAAGUGCAUUCUUUGCAACUUUCCGAACAUUUUAACAUCGCAUCAGUGCAAUCUCCCAUCAUUGCCGGUCAUCGUUCAAAGGAAACAGUGUCGCAACACGAUUCUCAAAGCGCAUCUAGCUUGGUUUCAAAUCAGAGCUCGCACUUACUUGUCGAUACAGAUUUAAAAUCGUCGAGAAGUAUUCCCAAGGUGGAAGUCAAAAUUAACAUUACCGAUGAUGUGAAGAUAUUAAAGAAUCUUGAUGAAGUUAUUCAAAUAGAGAUGCCUAAUAAUACCCAACAAUGCGCCGGUCAAAAUCGAUCAUGCAUAGUCAGUGCGGAAAAUAUUUCUGGUGAUAAGGAUGAUUGGACGACGUCCGAUUCGUUUGAAGUCCCACAAGAUGAAAUUAGCAUCGGAGUGGGUGAAGAAUUUGAGAAUUCGAGAUUGGGUUGGGAUAAUGCUUUAAAUAAUUUCUCGGAAAUGAAUGCUUUACGCGUCGAUGACACGACAAAUCAAGAUGCUGAAAGCAAUGUAUUAAGCGAUGCUGACAUGUUAGCCUUUUUUCCAAAGGGAGAAUCUACCAAUGUUGCGGUACAGGAUGUUAUGUUCAACGAUAUAGCACAAUCUUAUGUAAAAAGUAAUGACGAACUCGAUGAUAUAUUGGAUAUAAUUGCUAGAGAAAACGAUAAAGAGAAAAGCGUCCCUGAAAAACUCGAUAACGUAAUUUCUGAUUCAAUGGCCGAAUUAUUAGAUAGAGUUAAGGAUAUUGUAGAAAAUGAUAGAAAUGUGAAUAACCAGUUUAAAGGAUUUUUAUGUGAAAUGGAUAUCAGUGUAGAUAAUCGAACAGAAGCGUUUUCAGAUGCUUUGAUGUUAAAUAAUAAAGCGCAAAGCGAAACAAAUGUCGAAGCGAUACGUGAAAAUAAUGCGGUCUCUGUAAAUAUUUGUAAAGAUAAUAAAAUUAAUAAUAAUCGCGAAAAAAUAAUAAAUACUUCGUUACGAACAGUUGAUAAGACCGAUGAUAAAUCUGCCAUAAAUGUAAACUUACAUGUGGAAAUUGACGAGGAAAGUUCACGCGAAUCGGUGUCGAAAAUGCAAGAAAUUAUAAUAACAGAACUAGAUUCAAGUAGCGCCGAGGAUAAUGUAUUAUCUGAACUUGAAAUUGAUGCCAAAGUUGAGUUGGCCGAAGACGAUGAAUCUGUCAUAUGCAAUGUAAACGAGAACGAAAGUCAACGUGCUGUGGAAGGAAACAAAGGCGUUAUGCUCGUAGAAAUAAAAGAAUAUCUGAAAUCAAUCUCGGAACAAGACAGUUCGGAUGGUGAGCAAUUAGAUAACUUGGUGGAAAUUGUAGUGAGUGGAUUGGAUACUGUAGAAAAAACCGUUGCAUCCUCGCGCGAUACUUCUCCCAAGUCGGAAACGGAUAAUGCAGUACCUAUGAUGCGGACUGAACAAGCUAAAGAAGAAACAACGAUUGGUACAGCCAAGAAGAAUAACGAAACUACGAUAUCAAACACACCAGGAAUCGAAAAUAUUAAUAAAACUUUUGAUAUACUAAAAGAUCCAGAGUACGAAGACAUCUCUGAAGAGAGCCUCGAGGUGUCCGAAAUUCUAGACAAAGAUGAUUUUUCAAAGGCAAGCAUUGCGAGGAAAUCCGCGAACUUGCCAGAGAGAUAUCAAACGACUCAGAAGUCGGAAGAUAUAUUGAGAAUACUGGAUGAAAUCUCACAGAAAUCAUCGUUCUAUUCUGCGAGCAAUUCACAAAACAACGAGAGGAGUGCUCAAACCGCACCGAGUGCUACGGAAGAGAUCACUGAGGUUUUGGGCGCGGAGGUUUCCGCAGCGGACGAUUCAUCUCCCGAAAUAAAUAGAAUGAAGUUUGAAGAAGAAUCUCACGAAGUGGAUAAAACGAAAGAUCGAUUCUCGGAAGAAGCAAAAUUACAAGACAGACAAUCAGCAGCUAGCGAUGCGAACGAUUUAUCUGAGAAAAGGAAAGCAGUUUCUUUGAAAUUAGAUGAGAGUGACAAGUCCUCUCGGAUAAUAUACGAGCUUCGCGAACGAGUCUCACAACUGCAAGAGCAGAAUGGCUCAUCUGAAUCCAGCGAAGCCAGUGAUACUCCAAGGGGUGUAUCCGAGAUCGAGAUGGAUUCGCCAAGAGAUUUCAAUGACUCGAGGUUAGAUAUUGAUAUCUUAGACGAUGAUCUUCUGAGCGGCACUAAAGCGGUAAACCAGAGCAUCGAUAUGGAGACCAAUUUCCAUUCCGCAUCCAUUGUUACAACAUCCGAAAAGGACAUCGAGACUAUGAUCCAUGAAUUAAAAGCUUCACUAGGACAACCUGGCCAGGAGCUUGCCGAACUGGAAGCCAAGCUGCUUCGACUCGAACAGUUGCAGAUUGAAUUGGAGAUUAAAAAAUUGGAAGCGGAGGAAGUGUCUUACUAUGUUCGAGAAAUACCGAAUAAGCCACCGCCUCCUUACACCCCACCUGGAGAUGGCCGGUUAUCAACUUCGCUCGGUUCGCCUUCAUUGGUCACCGCCGUAAUCCCGUCAAACGUUGAGGAAUUGACGUCGUUCACCGAGAAAUCCACAACUUUGAUAUAUGAUGCUAAACUAGCCGGCGAGGAUAUUGCGAAUUUGGAAGCGCCUCCCGAGAUCUACGAGUUAGCCAAAGAUGAGAAUGAGAAAAGGGACAGGCGGAUCUACAACACUUUUCUUUUUGAUCUCUGUAAGGAGAUCAUCGUCGAAGUCUAUCGAACGGAAUAUGAGAACCCCGGCCCAAGUUGGACGAAGCCGAAUGUGAAAACCAAGCCCACGAUGAAGAUCCCGAAGAACGUUGAGGAGCUCAUCGAGUAUGUUAACAAGGAAGUCGCCACUUUGUUUGGUUUCAAGACGAAACUACAGCGAGAAAACAUGGUGAUGCGUUGGAGCAGGAAGCGCAGAGAUAGGGUUGACGAGUUGCUAGCGAGAGAGGCUCAGGCCGAGGAGGAUGAAUGGACCAAAUUUCAUCACGACGAACUGUCUGUGAAGAACGGACUUACACUAGCUAUUCUAGACACCCUUGUGAUGGAAACUGCGAAUGUGAUAAAAAUAACGUAUGGUAAGAAAAGGAGAAUGAUGGUGUAGCGAUUAUUAACCUUCGCAAUUGAAUAGAGGCGUUAAAAUUUAUUGUUAAUUUAAAAAAAGUAAAAAAGUAUUCUCUCAGUCAAUGUUUCCUCAAGACUGCGUUUCGGAUACCAUGUUAUUGUCAUUCGCACUUUUAUCCAUUAGUAUCUUAAGUGUGACGUAUAGGCUGGUUCCUAUUUAUUUGUUAACUAUGCAAUUUAUUGCUCUUCUUUCUUUUUAUAUAAGAUUAACCAAGCGGACGCGUGUAAAUGUUCAAUUGUAAGUAGACAAAUCACAAUAAAGUGAAAUAUAAAUGACAGAGAGAGAGAGAGAGAGAGAGAGAGAGAGAGAGAGAUGUUAUUAAUACUAGCCAUUCACAAUUCAAUAAUCAAAUGCCCUAGGUCAGUUUUAAAAUUUAUUUCUUGUUAAUGACAAGUUUAAUGAGUUUCUAGCAUUUAACAAUAAUUAUGUAUAUGUAUAGACUAUCAUAAAACAAGUAGCAUAAGACUUGCGGUGUUUUUACAGAAAAUGAGAAAUAUUAAUCGAAAUAUUACGAAGCGUUUUGUUCAAUUUAACUUGCACAGAAUUAUUAGAUUAAUAAUAGAAAUAUGAUCUCUUGUUAUGCAAGUUUUAUAUACUGUGCUUCUUCUAAUGCGUUAUCAGAAUAUUUAUUAAAUUGUACAAUAUGUUAUCCUAAUAAAUACGCGAUAUUUAUGCUGUGUUGCAUUUUAAUUGAACGAAACGUUUCUUGGAUUGCCGUAUGUAAAUCAUAUUUAGCAAAACAAUAGAAUUAAGUAGUAAGUUUCAAUAAGUCAUGUUGGACAGCAAUCACAUGCUCAAUUACUUGUAAUAAAAUUAACAAAAUUCAAACGGAAAGACUGACAUUUCGGGGCCACUUUGAUCGAAAUUAUAAAUCGUUGAACGACAUACAUAUGGAGAUUGUAUCGACGAAAACGUCGAUUAUACAGGGUGAGGCGCAUAAAUUUAUCUUGGAGAAUAUUUUUCUUCUCUUGCUAAAUCUUGCUUAGCUUCAAAUAUCUUAAAUCAUGUCUUAAGUGCUUCUCCUGCUUAUUGGUUUUUGAGUGUUAUAAAAGAUAAGUUCUUUUUUUCUUUAAUAAAGACCAUCUGCGUAUACAGGCCCUGUAAUCAUGUAUAAUACAGUCAAGAUUAAAUCAUACACCUAUAUACAAUUAUUACAUUUACGUUUAUUAUCGACGAAACUACUUAUAAUUUGUUAAUGGACUGAUAAUCGAUCAAUAUGCGUUCAGUCGCGUCGCUUUUGAUCGUCGCGAUUUUGUUUUACUCGUGUAAUUUUAUGUUUGUGGUUGUGAUGUAAACAUUAAGACUCUCACAGGAAUAUGACGAUGGCACAUUGAAACGUUGUGCAAACAUAACUUUAUCGUAAUUUUUCUUGAUAUUUCACUAUUACGAUAUUGAAUGUGCUUUGUCUUCAAAUUCUUGUACGCUGUAGAAAUGUAAAUACUGCAGCGCUCAAAUGUAACGUCCAGCGUCGUUCCUUUAUACGCGGGUAACAUCGCUUUUGUAAUUUUAAUUAGAACAUAACUUUUAUUCCCACUGUGCGGGCUGCCCUCAGCCUUUUCCCAUUUGCAGGGUACUCUUGUAGAGUUCACAAUUCUCUUUAUAUUAGCAAUUCUCGACCGCGUCUGUAGUUGUUACAGAGAUUGUUCACGCAUGUAGUGUUGAAUAUGUACUUAAUUAAGGUAUAUUUUAUAAUAAACUUUUUCUGAAAAAAAAA
Molecule: messenger RNA, 12052 nt
Organism: Solenopsis invicta (red fire ant)
Lineage: Eukaryota; Metazoa; Arthropoda; Insecta; Hymenoptera; Formicidae
Product: centrosome-associated protein 350
Exons: 12
Coding region: 1072-10317 (3081 amino acids)
Biological process (GO): microtubule anchoring
Cellular component (GO): centrosome
Molecular function (GO): microtubule binding
Source: RefSeq, a predicted model, not a curated record